Messenger RNA from Clonostachys rhizophaga, 528 nucleotides. The record is from the annotation of a GenBank genome assembly. Lineage: Eukaryota; Fungi; Ascomycota; Sordariomycetes; Hypocreales; Bionectriaceae.
AUGCCUCGACAGUCGCCCAAUAUCAUCGUCACAGGCACCCCAGGCGUGGGCAAGACCACCCACUGCGAGAUCCUGGCCGAGAAGAUCGGAGCCCGGCACCUUUCCGUGAACCAGGUCGUCAAGGACAAGGAGUGCCACGAGGGAUGGGACGAUGAGUACCAAAGCUGGAUUGUGGAUGAGGACAAGCUUCUGGACGCAAUUGAAGAUGAUGUCAAAGAGGGAGGCUGCAUCAUAGACUGGCAUGCGUGCGAUCUGUUCCCCAAGAGCUGGAUCGACCUGGUGGUUGUCCUCCGUGUUGACUCGACUACGCUCUAUGACCGCCUAAAGGCGAGAAACUACCCUGAAAUAAAGCUUCAGGAGAACCUAGACACGGAGAUCAUGGAGGUCUUGCUACAGGAGGCCCGCGAUGCCUUCGACGAGGAGAUCGUGAUUGAGCUGCAGAGCACCACGUCUGAGGAGAUGGACACCAACGUGGACAGAAUAGAGGCAUGGGUUACGCAGUGGAAGAAGGACAACGCCGAGCCCUAA